AUGGGAAUUUUUUUUAGUAGGAAAAAAACUAGAAUAACUGAACAAGAUAAGGCCAUACUACAAUUAAAGCAGCAAAGGGAUAAACUUAGGCAGUACCAAAAAAAAAUUGAAAAUAAUUUAGGUAGAGACAGAGAAUUGGCCAAAACAUUGAUUCAGAAUGGAAGAAAAGAGAGAGCAUUGUCACUUUUACGAAAAAAAAGAUUCCAAGAAGAGCAAUUAAACAAAUUAGAUAAAAUGUUGGAAAACAUUGAAAAGAUGACAACAGAUUUAGAGUUUACUCAGGUUGAAAUGAAUGUUAUAGAAGGCUUAAAAGCUGGUAAUGUAGCUCUUAAAAAGUUACAUGAAAUUAUUAGUGUGGAUGAUGUUGAAAGAAUAAUGGAUGAAACAAGAGACGGAAUUGAAAAACAACAAGAAAUAGAUAAUUUAUUACAUGGAGCAUUGACUGAAGAAGAUGAAGAAGCUGUUUUAGAUGAAUUAAAUGAAAUUUUAAGCGGAAGCGAAGAAACUACUGGAAUAGUUAAUAAACUGGAUAAUUUGCCUGAAGUGCCUGAGUCAUUAGAAACAGAGGAAGAAGAAGAAGAAGAAGAAGAAGAAGCAGCAGCAGCAGAACCUGUAGAAAGAAAAAAAAUAAAAAAAAACAACAGGAGAGAAAAAAUUGCUCUCGAAGGUUAA
Pediculus humanus corporis (human body louse) is the source of this 672-nucleotide messenger RNA. Its product is annotated as Charged multivesicular body protein, putative. Bases 1 to 672 code for a protein of 223 amino acids. Gene Ontology annotation, biological process: vesicle budding from membrane; late endosome to vacuole transport via multivesicular body sorting pathway. Lineage: Eukaryota; Metazoa; Arthropoda; Insecta; Psocodea; Pediculidae. The transcript has 5 exons. The record is from RefSeq and is a predicted model, not a curated record. Gene Ontology annotation, cellular component: multivesicular body; ESCRT III complex.